CAAAAUGAAUAAUAAAAAUCGGUCGCCGGCUUUGUAACAACAUCGAUCUGCAUCAUCCUCACGCAAUUUUUAGAGAAAAGUUAAAUUUGUUUGAACAUAUUUUGAGUUUAUCCUGUUUUUACUGCGUUAUUUGAAUAAAAAGGAAGAAUCCCGCGGUAGAAUGUCUUCGCCUGCACCUAAAUCACCAGAACUUUCGGACAAGAGCCGCAAAUACGAUCGGCAAAUUAGGCUGUGGGGCGAACAUGGCCAAACGCUGCUCGAGAACGCCCACAUUUGUUUAAUUAGUGCCACUGCCCUGGGAACGGAAAUUUUAAAAGGGGUGGUGCUUCCCGGCGUCGGAGGAUUCACCAUCGUCGACAAUGCCAUUGUCUCGGAGGAAGACAUCGGGUGCAACUUCUUCCUGGACUCGGCCAGUUUGGGGCAAUCGAGGGCCAAAAGUUGCAUGCAACUGCUGCAGGAGCUGAACCCAGAUGUGAACGGGGACUACGUGGAUGAGAAUGUGGACCAACUGAUGGACUCGCAGGCGGAUUUCUUCCGGAACUUUGACGUUGUGGUCGCGACGGGUAUCAACGAGAGGACCGUGGCUCGGCUGUCAAAUUUUCUGUGGGACCAGCAAAUUCCCUUAGUGGUGUGUCGUUCGGUAGGGUUCUACGGUGUGGCCCGGCUGCAGGUGAAGGAGCACUGCGUGGUGGAAUCUCAUCCGGAUAGCCGGCAGACUGAUUUGCGGUUGGAACAUCCAUUCGAGGCGCUGAAGAAACAUAUGGCCGAUACGGAAGUUACCUCGAAGGUUCCGUGGCUGGUUGUGAUAUAUAAGAGCCUGCAGGAAUGGGUCGAUAGCCAUGGAGGACGAUAUCCGGCAAAUUACAGGGAAAAGUCGGACCUGAGGGAUCUGAUCCGCAGUAAGAUGACUGCGGAUGAGGAAAACUUCGAGGAAGCAAUAAGAGCGGUAAAUUCGAGUUUCGGAGGCGGAAAACCAGGAUCGUCGAUCAGUGAGAUUUUGGCGGAUGAUAGCUGUUUGAACGUGAGGAAGGAGAGCAAUGCAUUUUGGAUUUUGGCUCGAGCGCUGCGAGAUUUCGUAGAUAACGAAGGUGGCGGAUUGCUUCCGCUUCCUGGUGUAUUGCCAGACAUGACUGCCGACACAAGCUCUUACAUCAAUUUGCAGAAUGUGUAUCGAGCGCAGGCCGCCCACGAUGCCGAGAUUGUUUACCGCCGAGCUCGUCAGCUGCUUAAGGAACUCAACAAGCCGAAUGAUUUCAUAACCGAGAAGGACGUUAAACUGUUUUGCCGCGAAGCAGCCAAUGUGGCCAUCGUACGCGGAACCAAAAUUGCAGAUGAGUAUGACAAAGGUUACAAGGCGUCGCAGAUUUCCGCCGGACUGGAAACGCCAAGCUCUUUGAUGGCUCACUAUGUGACCCUGCGUGCGGUGGACAAAUUCCAGGCUGAGCACGGUUACUUGCCCGGUGAGUGCCAGGUCGAGGGAGAUACUUCCCGAAUCAAGAGCAUUGCGGCCAAGAUGAUAAACGAGUGGGGCAUCAGUACUCCGAUUAGUGACGACUUGGCGCACGAGAUCUGUCGCUAUGGUGGCGCGGAAAUCCACAGCAUUUCGGCUUUCUUCGGUGGCUGUAUCGCUCACGAACUUAUAAAGCUGAUUACAAAGCAAUACAAACCGUUUGAUAAUACGAUUGUUUAUGAUGGGACCACGGCGCAGACGGAGACCUUCAAACUGUAGAACGGUGAAAGGUAAGUUUGCAUGUUGGAGGAGUCGUACUUUAGGGGGUUCACGUUAUUAAAGCAUCUCUCAUUAGAAAGCAGUAGAAUAAAAUAUUGGUUCAUCUCA
Armigeres subalbatus is the source of this 1837-nucleotide messenger RNA. It is a transcript of the gene APP-BP1, whose product is annotated as nedd8-activating enzyme E1 regulatory subunit. The coding region runs from base 161 to 1729 and encodes 522 amino acids. Lineage: Eukaryota; Metazoa; Arthropoda; Insecta; Diptera; Culicidae. Gene Ontology annotation, molecular function: NEDD8 activating enzyme activity. The transcript has 3 exons. The record is from RefSeq and is a predicted model, not a curated record. Gene Ontology annotation, cellular component: cytoplasm. Gene Ontology annotation, biological process: protein neddylation.